GUAUUUGGAAGUGUUUACGGCUCGCCGGUCGGGGUUAUUUGAAGUCUUUUAGGCGGUUCCGUUUAGUUGCCGUUUUCGUCAUUGCCAUGUUUCUGACGGUGGUCAAUUUGGCCAAGAAAACCAAAUCAAAGUAUAUACUUGUGAGAAUGGUCAGUGAAGCAGGAACAGGUUAUUCUUUUAAUGUAAAAAGACUCCGACUUGAAGACAAGCUGGUAAUGCUAAGAUAUGAUCGCAUUGUCAAACAGAAAGUCCUCUUCAAAGAGCAUAAAAAGAUCUGUUCUGUGAACUGAUGCUUAGCAAAGAAGAUUUGUGAAGAUGUAUACAAGGAAAUACGAAGUUGGCAAUGCUGAAAAGAGAAAAUGAACUGAGAUGGUCAAAGCCAAUUGUAAAUAAAAACAUCAUGGAAAAUUACUGAUAUUUAGAGAUGGAUCUUCAUCAAUUAUUUUGUUUUCACACUUGUGAAUUAAAAUUCUGAAUCCAUUG
Protobothrops mucrosquamatus (brown spotted pit viper) is the source of this 483-nucleotide messenger RNA. It is a transcript of the gene MRPL33, whose product is annotated as mitochondrial ribosomal protein L33. Gene Ontology annotation, molecular function: structural constituent of ribosome. Gene Ontology annotation, cellular component: ribosome; mitochondrion. Gene Ontology annotation, biological process: translation. The coding region runs from base 87 to 290 and encodes 67 amino acids. Lineage: Eukaryota; Metazoa; Chordata; Lepidosauria; Squamata; Viperidae. The transcript is spliced from 4 exons. The record is from RefSeq and is a predicted model, not a curated record.